Messenger RNA from Spathaspora passalidarum NRRL Y-27907, 1821 nucleotides. RefSeq lists its product as uncharacterized. The record is from RefSeq and is a predicted model, not a curated record. NCBI's taxonomy places the organism in Eukaryota, Fungi, Ascomycota, Pichiomycetes, Serinales, Debaryomycetaceae. The transcript has a single exon. The coding region runs from base 107 to 1066 and encodes 319 amino acids. Gene Ontology annotation, cellular component: mitochondrion.
AAAAAUUUCAGUAUCUAAUUAUUAUAUCAUAACUGAGGUGACAUAUAUUGUGUUAUAUACCAUUAUUUUAAAAAUUAAGUAGCAUCUAAGGGGGAAAUUCUCAUUGAUGAUCAGGCAAACCCCGUUCCUUCGAUUGAGGGCAAAGUUAAAUCAACCAAUAAGCCCAUACAUAGCGUAUGCAACGCAUACCCAACUUCCAAUAAUACGAUCAAAGUAUAUACUACGGUGCUUUUAUACUUUUAAUCCCAUACUUCAACAACAGCAAUCCCUGCAGCAGACUCCAAUUAAUAUCCUGCAAAAUACAGAACCAAUAAUCAAAGCAGACAAUCCGAUAUAUAAAGAAAACAAACCUACAGAACCAACUGAAGCACCUGCUACCACUCCCGAAGAUGACACCUUAUGUAGCAUAUUUGAAGGUAUGGAACCCUACAUGGACACCUAUCUGGUGUACACCAAAUUAACUGCCGCGGGGUUCACACCGACGCAAGCAGAUAAAGUGAUCAGCUUGUUAAUAUGUCAAUUGAACUCUAAAUUAUCUAAAUUACCAAGCAAGUAUUCGCAGAAUUACGAACUUGAAAAUGAGCAGUAUUUGUUUGAAAGUGCUCAACAGGAAUUACGGGUCGACAUCACUAGAUCUCGAGAGCAGCAUAUUCAUGAAUUGAUAGAGUUGAUUAAUGUCUUGGAGCGUGACUUCAGUACCAUAACCGAUGAGUUAAAUAGUGAUUUCAUUCAAAUGAGAAAUGAUGCUCAAGUAGCUAUCAACGAUCAAAAGUCGGAGAACACCUUGAAUUCCAAGGGGAUGUUUUUGCGGAUUCAAGAAACAAACCAUAAGAUUACGACGGAAUUGAAUUCAGCAAUGAGAUCAGAAAUUGAAAGUUUGAGAUGGUAUCUUUCUCGGUGGGGGAUCAUUACCAUCAUGAUUUCCAUUUUCGCUUCAUGUACUACGUUUUACAUCAGUAGAAGUAAUUCCGCCAAGGCGGAAGCAAGAAGUGACUUUGCACCAUUGAUGAUAUAUGAGCCUAGUGAGUAUGAAGAUGAAGAGGAUAGCGAUGAUUAUAAUGCAUGAUUGGAUUCUCUCACUGUUUAAUCAUGUACAUAAUAAAGAAUAAUAUUUAUUAGCUUAAUCAGAUAGUGCUCUGUAGCAAUUGUUUUUUUGCUCGCCGAUCUACAAUCCAAUAGUACAAGCGUAAUUAUAUCUGCUCUUCCUAACAACUGUUCAAAAAUAAUAGACAGAGAGAAUAACUAAGCUACGUUUGAGAGCUAUCCACUAAUUUUAUUCCUUGAAAGAAUAAUAACCAACCUUUCGCAUACAAAGAGAACAUGUCCGAGGUCAACGAAACAUGCAAAUCAAAUGCCUGUGCAAUUCAAGAUUGUCUACUUCGAAAUGGGUACAAUGAAUCCAAAUGUACGAAAUACAUAGACGAAUUAUACCUCUGCUGCAAGCAAUUCUAUCAAGAGAAUGGUCCUGAAGCAUCCAGUGUUUGUUGUCCCAAAUUCAACUUACUUCAACUCAAAUUGAAGCAAAGGUCAUUGGGACAAAUAGAUGCUGAGCUAAUAGAACCACGUAGAAGAUAAAACAUGUAUAUAGAAAUACACUGAUUUUCAAAAGAAAAAAAUAAAGAGCUUAAGCUGUAAUUUACAAUGUAUGUUUAGAACCGCGUAGUCCUCCAUUCAAUCCAAAAGACUCGACAAAGCUGGGCUGGUAAAAACAUUAGAUCUAUGGCUUACCCGAGCACGAAGACAUCACAUAGUGAAUAAGAUUAUAUGUGGAGGAAAUAUCACAUAAUCCGUGACUCUAAUGGGCGCCAAUAUUAAAGACAU